CAAGAAACCAUGUCGGCCUCGUCGCGCGAUACAAACCAUUUGAAUCGGCAGGCAUGGGAGUCGGCUGAGUUCCCCAUUGUCUGUGAGACAUGCCUGGGUCCCAAUCCCUAUGUUCGCAUGACCAAGGAAGCUUUUGGCUCGGCUUGCAAAGUGUGUGAACGUCCCUUUACCGUCUUUAGGUGGCAACCAGGCAAAGGCUCGCGCUUCAAAAAGACAGAGUUGUGUCAGACGUGUGCCAAGAUCAAAAACGUUUGCCAGACCUGCGUCCUGGAUCUCGAAUAUGGCGUUCCUGUCCAACUGCGUGAUCGUCUGCUGGGUCAGGAACAGGCCCUGCCCGAGUCAGCCGUGAACAAGGAGUACUACAUUCAGAACCAAGAGGCAAAGUUUGCACAGAUUGAGGGACACAAUGCCUUUAACCAGUCGUCAGCGUUGGCCAUCACGGGUGGUGGGGAUGCAGCAGGAGGUCCCGCAGGCGGCAAGCUGGCAGCUGGGCGGGCCAUCCUUGAGCGCCUCAAGGCGCGCGGGCCUUACUACAAACGCAACGAAGCCCGGAUUUGCUCGUUCUGGGUCAAGGGCCAAUGCACGCGCGGUGACACCUGUCCUUUCCGACACGAGAUGCCCACGGACCCGAAGAAUCCUUUGGCCAAGCAGAACCUCAUGGGUCGCUACCACGGCACGGAGGAUCCCGUCGCAGAGAAGUAUCUCAAGAAGAUUCAAUCACGGCCCAAGGCCGAGGCUCCCGCCGAUACCAGCAUUACGACGUUGUACAUUGGCGGCGUACGGCCAGACCUGAACAUUACAGCCGAUGACCUCCGUGAUUACUUUGAAAAGCACAGCCAGGUGGCUGCUGUUCGAUUGGCCCCCAAGCAAUCCGCGGCCUUUGUCGAGUUUGCCACGCGCGAGGGUGCCGAGCAAGCCAUGGAAAUUGCGGCCGUCAACUGCAUCAUCAAGGGGGAGCCACUGCGUGUGAUGUGGGGCAAGGCCCGUAGCAACAACAACAGCGGUGGGCGCGGCGGCGCAGCACCCUCGGUCGCCGUACCGGCUCUACCGGGCUUUGGUUUGCCGCCCGGGUUUGGCAUGGCCCCGCCCCCAGGAGCGCCUGGGGCGGGCGCGCUUCCCCCGGGCCUUGGUCUUGCUCCGCCUCCCGGCAUGGUCGGAGGUCGUCCCGGCAUGGCUUACCCAUCCAUGGACCCGUCCCGCAUGGGUGCCAAGGCUCCUGCCAAGGCACCCACCAGCUAGAGCUGUUGUUUGUCGUUUUCUCGUUUGACACUCUUUUCUCCUUGCUGGUCUGCAGAAGAGGGGG
Messenger RNA from Monosiga brevicollis MX1, 1303 nucleotides. RefSeq lists its product as uncharacterized. The transcript is spliced from 9 exons. The record is from RefSeq and is a predicted model, not a curated record. Gene Ontology annotation, cellular component: U2-type catalytic step 2 spliceosome; Prp19 complex; U2-type catalytic step 1 spliceosome. Gene Ontology annotation, molecular function: pre-mRNA binding; metal ion binding; U6 snRNA binding. Lineage: Eukaryota; Choanoflagellata; Craspedida; Salpingoecidae. The coding region runs from base 10 to 1239 and encodes 409 amino acids.